UUCAAAUACUUCAAGCCCAUAUACACGCUUCUAAUAACUUCGAGUUAACAAAAUAUAAACUUAUUAAUGAACAAUAAUGGCGGUUAAAAAUUUUAAAAGUUUUUGCUUGAAUUACGUUUUAAAGAUUUAUAACAUUUAAAGAUGAGUUUUUAUCUUAUAAAACAAAUAUGUUAAAAAAUUCCUCUAGUAAUUCUUCCGAGAGAUGGUCGAAGGCAUCUAGCGAUAGCGAUGCCUCGUUUGUUUCGGGAUCUUCAUCUACUUCCCAUGGUGAGCAUCCAUUGGUUUAUCGUGCUAAUGAUGUUCAAGAUUUACUUGGUAACCUAGCUCAAAUUACUGGUGGUUAUGAUAGAAAAGGUUUUCUAUUUCUGACUAUAUUAAAAAAUGCUUGUCAGGAAGAAGCUAAAAUAGAAGAUGUUAAGAAAGUUAUUUUGUAUCUUGCUUCAACUAGAAGCUCUGAAGAAAAGCAGAAGGGAUUCAGUUUUUUAGUGUGUCUUAAACCUACACCACCGUUUGGAAAUGUUAAACCAAUAACUAAAUUAUUACAGGAUGGUUUCCCAUUUAAAAUAUUUGCUGUAUACAUAAUUAAACCUGAAAAGUACAAAGAAAAAAUAUUAUCGAGUUCAAUGGCAAGUUCUAAGUACAGAUUUGAGAUAAAUGUUGUUUCUAAAGAGAAUGUCUUUACUUUUAUUGCUCCUGAAGAGUUAACUGAAGAUUUAGGGGGUACAUAUAUAUAUCAGCAUAAUGAUUGGCUUUCUAUGAGAUUGGCUUUUGAAAAAUUUCUUUUUGAAACAUAUGCACUUUCAUCGAAACUUGAUGAUAUAAGGCGCAGUCUUCUCCAGGAUGACUAUGCCUUAACAGUAGACGGUGUUCGUGAGCAGAUACAACAUCAUCAAUAUGUGCGAAAAUGGAUUGAAAAAGCUCCUGUUGGCUUACUAGCUGAAGAAGGAAACAAUGUUAUUCAAAUUAUAAAGAAUUCAUGCAAAUGUCAAAAUGAAAACGAGAUGAAAGAUGAGUACAGAGAUGCUGUAACAAAGGUGCAUACAGUGUUAGGAGAACUAAAAGAUAAAAUAGUUUUGCUUAAAGAUCUUUGGAUCAAUCGCAGAACUCAACUCGAACAAAGGUUUCAAUUCAACCUUUUUAAACAAGAUGCUGAAAAGAUGCUUUCUUGGAUAAAUGAAAACAGAACAGAGUUUAUGAGUAACUACACAGAAAUUGGAGAUAAUACAGAAUAUGCAAAAGAACUUUGUGAAGAACACAAGCAAUUUGAAGACAAUUGUGUAGAUGUACAAGCAAAUAUCAAUGUGAUCCUUCAAGUUGCAAAUAAACUGCAUGACAUGCAAUUUUUUGAUGUUGAACUUAUAGAAAGACUUACUAAUAAACUAGAUUUGGAGUGGGAAAAACUUCAUAUGGCAGUUAAAAGACGAAGUAUAAUGCUUGCUGCAUCUGUUUCAUUCCAUAUGAAAAGUGAAGAAUAUUUGGAGAAAACUAAACUAUGGAAUGAUGAUCUAUUAUCAAUUGAGACACGCUCUAUAAGUAAUGAAAAUAUGUUAAACGAAAUAUUAGAACAUUAUAAUCGCCUUAAACAAAAUAUGCAAGAAUCUUAUGAUAAAGUUAGCUUAGAAGCUAAAUCAUUGCUGAGUGCUCUGCAACGUCCUCCUGCAAAUGAUACUCGUGAAGAAAAAGUUCGUUCACGCUUAUCUGACUAUACAGAAGCAGCAUCUCAUGUAAUGGAUGUUAUUGUUGAAAUGUAUGAACAAAAUAAACAGUUAAACAUUCAGUGGGAAAAAACACGUUGCAGAGUUCACCAAAAAUACAAAUUAUAUCUUUUUGGGGCUGACUGCGACAAGAUUUUGAAAUACCUAAAAGGUAAUGGAAAUAAUUUUUUGUCAAAAUACUCUUGGGUUGGAGAUGGGCUUGAGAUUGCAGAAGAGCUGUUGGCUGACCAAGAUGAGUUUGAAAAAUCUUUUCAGGAGACCUACUUAAAAGCUAAAAAACUACUGGAGACUGCUGUUCAUCUAGCAGAAAAAAAGGAAUGUGACCCACAAGAAAUUAAACAAAAAGCUUUGCAAAUUGAGACAGAAGUUAAAUUAUUUACAUCCAAAAUUAAAAAAAGAAGAGAGCUAUUAAAAAUGGCUGUCAGCUUUUAUAAAAACGCACAAAAGCUUACAAAAAUGACAGAAAAGCUUAAAGAAGAUAUGAAUUUGGAUGCUACAAGUGCAGAACCUCAAAACUUUGAUGAAAUGCUUGAAAAGCAUCGCCACGAAUGUGAGGCUACUCUCGAAAAGCUAUUAAGUACUGUACAAGAGGGAGAGAAUCUUAGUGCUGAACUUUUACAAGAAUCAAAGGUAACUGAUAAAGAUACUCGAACAUCAUGGUUCUCGACAGGUUUAAAUUCACCUGAACAGUCGAGGUUAGCUGUAGAAUUAUAUCUUAAAGAAUUGAAUUUAAACAGAAUGCAAUUGCAAAAACUAUGGAAGGGAAGGCAACAAAAAUUAGACUACUGGGUCAAAGUUAAACAUUAUGAACGCGAUACAAACUUGCUGUAUUUGGAUGUAAAAAAAUGGAAUUCUUCAUGGCAGAAAAAGGAACUUUCUAGUGAUUUUAAAAAAGCUUCAAGUAUGUUUGAAAGGUUUGAAAAUGAGUUUAAAGCUUUUAUUAAUCGUUUUCAUGUAUUGGUUUCAGAAGGAAAAGAAUUAGAAAAAGAAUUAGCUAGUUGUGGUGUUGUUGUAACAAUAGCAGUAUCUGAUACCGGAAAAGUUGACAGUGUAAAAUAUGUUUCAGAAGUUCUACGAAAACUUGUUUUAGAAUUUGAUUUUAUUAAAAAAAUUAAUACAAGUUUAAGAGUAAAAUAUGAGUUUACUUUAAAACAGAGAAAACUAGAAGCUGAUGCUAAAAAAGUUUCAGGUUGGAUUCGACAUGGAGAAAGUAUUUUAGAAGCAUCCCUUGAAGCAGGACAUUCUCUUUAUGAAGCUGAGGCUCUGUUGAGAGAAUAUGAAAGGUUCCAUGUUGCAAUAGAAACUACACGUCUUGGUGUUUUGGAUGUUUGCAAAAGCUCAGAAAUUUUAAUAAAGGAAGGUCAUCCUGAUCCUAUUUGUAUAAAAGCUAUCAUAGAUGAAGUUGAAUCAAAAUGGCAUUUUUUAAUGAAGCGUUCAGAAGAACGAAGAGCUGUUGUUUUUUCUUCUUAUAAUUUUUACAGGGCAACUGAUCAGGUGGCUAAGCUUCUUGAGAAGUUCAGUAAAGAUUGUAAGUCAGAUGAAGACCCUUGUUCAAAACUAUCUGAUUAUGACUUAAAACACAAAAAAGAAAAACUUGAAGCAUGCAUGAAAAAUACAGAGCCUGAAAGAAAGGCAGUUGAGGAGGGUUGUCUUAAAGUGAAAGAAUCUUCUGAAGAGUUCCUUAAAAAUGUCCUUCCUGCAUCUUCUGGAUUUCCACUAAUAGUUGAUGGUUCUAUUGGAAGGUUAGAAAUAAUUGUACAUGACUUGGUUGAACAAGUAAUAAGUCAAGAGACCUAUGUUCUUAAACAAUUGCAGUUGCGUAAAACUGUAGUUGCAGGAUGUGUGGAGUAUGUACUUUUUCAAGAAGAAGUUGAACAGGUUUUAGAAUUAAUAACAGAACAAGGAACAGUGGUUAGUGAAGGUUUCAAAGCAUUGGAUGAAGUUAUAAGCUCUGAAGGGGUGGAAAGUUCUCUGUAUGUUCAAAAACAAGAAGAGUAUCAAAAAAUAUUCGAAGAUAUUCAUAAAAAAGUGAAAGAUCUGUUGGAACAAGCAUCAUUGCUUAUAAAUAAAACUCACUUUCAUCGAACUAAUAUAAGUGACUUAGCAAAUGCUAUAAACAUGCGCUACAAAGAUCUUGCUUUACACAUGAAACAUUACAGAAAAUCUCUUGAAAUAAAGUUUGGUUAUUCUUUACCAGAGUUAGAGGAUGAAAGCGAAUGGCCAAGUUUGUCAUUACUGCGCGUUCAGUCUGCCGAGAUUUCGAACGUUACUCGCCGUGAUGUAUCGAACGAUAGUGGUAUACAUGAAAUGACCGAAGAAAAGCGCAGAUCUGUGAAAAGAAUUGAAUUUGUCAUAAAAGAAUUAAUUCAAACCGAAAAAGCUUAUGUAGACGAUUUAAGAUGCUGUAUCGAGAACUUUUUAUUACCUACGUACAACAACCCGCAAUUUCCAGAAAUGUUACAAGGUCAACAACACAUUAUAUUCGGUAAUAUUGAAAGAAUAUUUGAGUUUCACAGCAGUAUCUUCCUAAAGUGUCUAGAAAAAUAUGAACAUAGUCCGGAAAAUGUUGGUCAUGCUUUUAUUGAUUGGGAGGACAGUUUUCACAUGUACGUUGAUUUUUGUGCAAACAAGCCAGACUCAAACGCGCUGUUAAUAGAGCAUGGGGAGAACUUCUUUGAAGAUUUGCAAUUAAAAAGAGGCCUUGGAUUAUCACUAGCAGCUUAUUUAAUUAAGCCGGUUCAAAGAAUUACAAAGUAUCAACUUUUACUCAAAGAACUGGUGUCUUCGUGCGAUAGUGACGCAAAUUUGCAGCUCGGUUUGGAUGUAAUGUUAAACGUCCCAAGACGCGCAAAUGAUGCUAUGUACUUAUGCAUGAUUCGCGGAUUCGAUGAAGGAAGCUUGGAAAGUUUGGGAAAAAUUCUCCUUCAAGAUUCAUUUUCUGUUUGGGAUCCUAAGCAUAUAUUAAAGAAGGGAAAAGAUCGUCAUGUAUUUUUAUUUGAACAAGCGUUACUUUUCUGUAAAGAGGUAAAAGAUUCUAACGGCAAAUGCACAUUUACUUUUAAAUUUAAAAUGAAAACAAACGAGCUGGGUUUAACCGAGCAUGUGGCUGAAGAUAGUUCAAAGUUUGCCGUGUGGACUGGGCAGCCGCCAUUUACAGAGGAAAAAAGAAUCAUUAAAGCUGAAUCAAAUGUAGUUAAACUGAUGUGGGUAAGAGAAAUUAGAGAACUUAUGCAGCAAUUUCAGUUUGGCAUGUUGGUCCCACAAACGUCUUUUUAUCCACAGUCUCCUAAAAAAGGAAGUAAAAAUAGAAAAAGUACAAGUGUCGCUGAUAUGAGCAUGACGUCAGAUGGCGGUUGCAAUCGCUCUUCUGGAGACUUUGAUACUGCUACAAUAUGCAGCAGAACUUCUCUUGAAAAUUGCGCUCGAACUGAUAUUUUUAUUGUUACUGAUGAUUACAUCGCUAAAAGCUCACACGAAAUAUGUUUAACGCGUGGUCAACAUGUUGAAAUUUUAAGUCGCCCUCCAGGCAGCCGUAGCUGGCGUGUACGGACAUACGAUGAAGUAUUGGGACAAGAUAGUGAAGGAAUGGUUCCGUACAGUAUUUUACGUAAAGUCGAUGAAUCGCCUAUGAGAGGAAUCAGAAACUCAGUGGAAACUUUGAAUAGUCAAAGUAGUGAAGAUUCUUAUCAGCAAGAUAGUCCGAAAGGUUCCAUACAAUCUAUUUCGUCGGAUAGUAAAAAGAGAAAAAGUACAAAAUCGGAAUUCAUGUCAGGGACAUUAAAAAUGCGAACUUGGGCUCGUUCGUCUGGCAGAAAAUUAAAUGCAAAUAUACGUUCUUCGCAACCAAGUACUCCAACUCGUCAAAAAAAUAUCUCCGGCGGAGGAACGAAUAAAUUACAGGCGCUACUGGGGGCCCCUAAGAAAGAAAUUGAUUUGCUUAUAAGACCCAGCGACGGUACAUACGCCACGCUCGGUCGAUCAGCCUCACGAAAUACUGAGAGAGUGAAGUUUUUGUCAGCUUUAGAUCACGAUGAUCCAGGCUUCCAAGAAGGUGAUUAUGAUUCAGAAGACUCUGUUAAUGAUAUCUGUACAAACUUAAAUGGUUCAAUAAAAGAAGAUUCUGACGAAAGAGCGUCAACUAAAAGAAAUAAAAUAUUAACAGAAAUGAUUGAAACCGAAAAAGAAUACAUCAACGUAUUAGAAAUCGCUAACUUGACAAUUUUGCCAAGUAUGAACAAGCGAACGGAUGUUCCUGAUGACUUGCGUGGUAAAGAAAAGGUGAUAUUUGGAAAUAUUCCCAGUUUACUUUAUUUUCAUAAAAUGUUUGUUAAAGAAUUUGAACCGUGCAAUUCGGCGCCAGAAAAUGUUGCUUCCGUUUUUUUAAAGUUUGAAAAGGAGUUUGAGAUGUACAUACAAUACUGUGCAAACAAACCUCGAUCAGCGGCACUUGUUAGUGAUUAUUUGCAAAGUUUUUUUAACGAUAUUACAGAAAAAGAAAACACUAUUGGCUUAGAGGAUCUUCUUAUGCGACCUGUAGAAAGAAUAAUGAAAUAUCAUUCAAUGUUGAAAGAAUUCACAAAGUAUUCAUGGCGAUCGGGAAAGGAUACCAUACAAUUAGUAAAAGCAUUACACCAAAUGUACACCAUACUGAAAAAAGCUGAUGAUGUCAUGAAUGUGGGAAUGAUGAGUGGGUUCCCUGAUAAUUUGAAUAAUCAAGGACUUCUGUUGCUUCAAGAUACAGUUUUUGUUGCCGACGUUAAAGCCCAAGUAUUACCUGUUGAGAAAAGAGUGUUUUUAUUUGAAAAACAGUUAAUAUUUUGUGAACCUUUUGAAAGAAAACCAAAAUUACUUACGUAUAUUUAUAGACACUGUAUAAAGACGAAGAAUUUAGGUUUAAUGGCAAACUACGAUGAAGAUAUUUGCAAACUAGCUAUAUGGGGUAAACAAGAAAACGGUUCUUCUGAAAUUUAUGUUAUGACAACUAGAUCUCCUGCUUCAAAAAAACUGUGGCAUGAGUCUAUUCGAAAAAUUAUUGAAGAUCAAUAUGUCUGUGAUAAAGAUGAAAUACCUGCAGAUUUGGGUAAAGUUUUAAACAACUACAACAGAAUAUUCAAAACUUCUAACUUCGUACCAAACAUCUCUAACGAAAAUUUCGAUCAUUCUGUUGACGAACUUUGUCGCACCAAGAUAUCCGAAGAAAACAGUAGAGAUAAUGUUUACAAAACACCGGUAGCCACCUUGCAACACGUUAAAUUAAUUCCACUGGAUGAAGCUAAGUCGCUAGAUGAUCUUACAAAACCAUUUGCGCAUGAAAAAUAUAUUGUAUUGGAAACGCGAGAAAAACAAAACGCAGACGAAAUGAGCGUUAAAGAAAAAGAAAUAGUUUAUUUGGUAUCGAAACAAAAAAAAAAUAAUGAUUUUUUUAUGGUACAAAACACUUCAAAAGAACAGUCAGGUUUAGUUCCCAUUAAAAUUUUAAGAAAACUCGAAAAUGAAAACUUGCUUACUCCAAAUUCAAGCUAUGAUAAAGCAAAAAAAGAUUCGUCCAAGCGUUCAAAAACAUUUUCUUCUUCAACGUUGCUAAGAACUGCUUCUCUUCGUCGUAAGAAAAGAAAAGACAAAGAUAAAACCGGAAGUAUUUCAAACAUAAGCGAAAUAUCAUCUCCUAUUGUUAAUGAACCGAAACAGUCUAGUAGUGCGAACAGUAUCAAUUUCAGUAUUGAUUCUGAUUUAGAUGAACUUCAUAAUGUUCAAGCUGACAACAGUCUUGAUAUAACUACACAAAAUGUUAAUUCUAAACAAGCUCCUAUUAUAGAUAAUCCUUUAAAUGAUGUUAUAAUUAAAGCUGGUCUACCGCUAAAACUUUCAUGUAUAAUUAAUGCAGGGUCCCCUCCUUGUAUAACUUGGGGGUUUAAUGAAAAAACUGUAACUUCAAAUGACAGAUAUAAUAUAACAUGCACUAAUAAUUUAUGUACAUUUGAAAUAGCAACUUCUGAGCCAUGUGAUAGUGGUUGUUAUACGGUAACAGCCACCAAUCAUUUUGGCAGCACAUCUUGCUCAUGUAAUGUUCUUAUAAAAACUGAAAGCAAUCUAUCUUUAAUAUUUAAACCUAUAAUUAGGACGAAUACUUCGUCAUCAGUUAAUUUAGAAUGGAACCCUCCAGAAUAUAUAUUUGUUAAGUCUUACACAAUACAGCAAAUAAGUUCCGCUGAAUGGGAAACAGUUAUAACUGAGUGGCACGAUACUAUUGCAACGAUUAAUGGUCUUCAUUCUGAUCAUUCUUAUAUGUUUCGUAUUGUUGCUUAUUAUGACACUGAUAGUAUUAUAACAAGUGAACCUUCGGAUCCAAUUAAACUAUUUAAAGAAACAAAAUUAACUCACAAACCUUGCGAAAUAAAGUGGCUCGGAAAUAUUGAAGAACAUUAUCAAAUAUGUGGAGAACUUGGACGCGGUCGUUUUUCUGUUGUUAAAAGAUGUGUACGCAAAAAUACGAAAGAAGAGUUUGCCGCAAAAAUAUUUCGAAGGAGACUAAUUUCCAAAGAAACUGUUGAAAGUGAAGUCGCUGUAAUGCAAUCUUUAAAUCACCCUGGUGUUGUUAAAGUGUUUGAAAUAUAUGAGGCUCCAAAAAGCUUGAUCAUUAUUCAACAAAUGUUAUCAGGAGGUCGCUUGUUUGAUCAUAUUGUUGUGAUGGACAUGCUCACAGAGAAUCUCGCCAAGUUAUAUAUUAUACAAUUACUUAGGGCUGUCCAAUAUAUACAUAGUCUAUCGAUUGCUCACCUCGAUAUAAAACCGGAAAAUAUACUUUUGUCAGAUGGUCCUGAAAAUAAUAUUGUCUUAUCAGAUUUUGGUGACGCUAUUAGGUUACGGUCUGUACCUUAUCAGCAUGAAAUGAAUGGCAACCCAGAAUUUUUAGCUCCGGAAAUUAUUACAGGAAAAGCAGUGAGUUUAUUGACCGACAUGUGGAGUAUUGGUGUUGUUGUUUAUGUCCUUCUGAGUGGUGUGUCUCCAUUUUUUUCUGAUAACUCAACAAGACUUUGUGAAAAUAUUACACAACUCAGGUACAAAUUUCCAGGUGAUUUUUUUGGUGAUAUUUCUGAUGAAGCAAAAGAUUUUAUUGAAGACCUGUUAGUAGCUGAACAAUCUUUAAGACCAAAUGCCAAAAAGUGCUUAGAAUCCACUUGGCUAAUCACUGAUACUGUUAACAAUGAACUAUAUGAAAAAUCGAUUACAUUAUCACGCUUAGCAGCGUUUAACGCUAGAAGACAUUAUCAAUAUGAAAUCUCAAAUAAUAAGUUACCCGGAACACAAAAUAUAUCACCUUUAAAAAAAGAAUCGGGUAAUAAUAGAAGAUAACGAAUUAUUUGUAAAUAAGCUGUUUUGUUCUUAAUAUUACUUUUUAUUCCUUUUAUCAGCCUUGGUAUGUUUGUUGAAAUUGUUUUAAAUUUCUAAACAUUUAAUGCGUAUUUUUGAAAUUUUGUUGCUUUUCUCCCCAAUUUUUAAUUAAUUUGUAAUAUAAGAUUCUCUAUAAGUUUCUUUUGUAACUUUUUAUUUAUUUAUUUUUCCAUUCUUCGAUAUCCUGAUGUAAACCGUACACUAAACGGAAAAACGAAACAUUUUCUAAGUGUAACAUUUACCUUUAAAAUGAAAAUAAAAUAGUUUUUAAGA
This is a messenger RNA of Hydra vulgaris (swiftwater hydra), 9380 nucleotides long. RefSeq names its product triple functional domain protein. The record is from RefSeq and is a predicted model, not a curated record. Gene Ontology annotation, molecular function: ATP binding; protein binding; guanyl-nucleotide exchange factor activity. NCBI's taxonomy places the organism in Eukaryota, Metazoa, Cnidaria, Hydrozoa, Anthoathecata, Hydridae. Gene Ontology annotation, biological process: axon guidance; protein phosphorylation. Gene Ontology annotation, cellular component: cytoplasm; extrinsic component of membrane.